Messenger RNA from Sipha flava (yellow sugarcane aphid), 1054 nucleotides. RefSeq lists its product as uncharacterized. NCBI's taxonomy places the organism in Eukaryota, Metazoa, Arthropoda, Insecta, Hemiptera, Aphididae. Gene Ontology annotation, biological process: sensory perception of smell. The record is from RefSeq and is a predicted model, not a curated record. The transcript is spliced from 6 exons. Gene Ontology annotation, cellular component: membrane. Gene Ontology annotation, molecular function: odorant binding; olfactory receptor activity. The coding region runs from base 251 to 682 and encodes 143 amino acids.
CCUUGGUUUUCGUAAACCAGAGUGCCCGCGACUCGAAGAAGUUUGGGAACCGCUUAUCUCGCCAGUCCGGGGGGCGCAGUGCGCGAAUGAUUUUCGAUUGCGAAUCGUAUCGUUAUCGCACCCUAACCUUACCGGUUUGACAGGACGCGGUUCUCGUGGCUCGUUGUGCGACUGCAAACGCGAAGAAAGUAAAUCUUGUCACGAUGGGCAACUAGCGCAAGGACGCGUGAUUCUGGUAGUCUACAGAAAAAUGAAAUCGUAUUAUAAAUGUUCAAGAUUAAUAGUUUUGGCGAAUACUGUAUUUUGUUCAAGCAUUAUUAUAACAAUGACGUUCACGUUUAUUGUGACUUUCUCUUCGUCAGAAUUGUCUUCAGUCUUCUACUUAGUGAAAAUCGCAAGUACAGAUCUCUACGUGUGUUUUCAAAUAUAUUUAUACUGUAAAUUAUUUGAAAAUUUGAAUAAUAAAAAAGACUCUGUCAACUUCAGUAUAUAUUCUAGUGAUUGGACGAAUAUGAAUUUGAAAUCCAAAAAAUUAUUAUUAUUAGCCAUGAACAUGAAUAACGUCAAUUGGUUGCAAAUGAAAGCUUCGCCCCGAAGGCAUGUCGACUUACAACAAUUCUUAAACGUAUUAACAACUUGCUAUAAUAUAAUCUCUGUUAUGGUGAAUACGUUGAAGAAAUAAAACUAAACAUUCAAGUGCAUACAGCAGUUGUUCGUUAUUUAAUGUUUGUAUGAAAAUUAUACUUAAAUAGUCAAAUUUAACUAGCACCUUUUUAAGAAAAAUGGACUGAUUGUUUUGUGAAAAUAAGAUAUGUGAGUAAUUUCCUUAAGAACUAAAACUUUUCCAGAACUUGAUAAAAAUAUAUCCAGAAGGCUUAUCAGAAGUCAUAUUGUCAACGAUAUUUAAAAAUUAAUUGUGAUCAAUACGAUUAGACUAAACAAUGAUUUAACCAAUAUUGACUAUAUUAUGUGACAUACGAGGACGAAGACCAUUUAUUUAUUUAUUCUAUCAAUUUUUUCACAGUAGCUUUUUCAUCUUUAACUCAAAAAAAAA